Molecule: messenger RNA, 2065 nt
Organism: Electrophorus electricus (electric eel)
Lineage: Eukaryota; Metazoa; Chordata; Actinopteri; Gymnotiformes; Gymnotidae
Gene: gorasp2
Product: golgi reassembly stacking protein 2
Biological process (GO): Golgi organization
Cellular component (GO): Golgi apparatus
Molecular function (GO): protein binding
Source: RefSeq, a predicted model, not a curated record
UGCCACGUAAUAGCUGCGCGAGCGGCCGUGUCUCACGGAUCUUCUAACCACCGUAGCGCAGCUCGAGCUCGCGCACACCGGGAGCCCAGACCACACUGUGAGCGUGACCGGAUCCAUGGGCGCAUCGCAGAGCGUGGACGUGCCCGGCGGCGGCUCGGAGGGCUACCACGUCCUCAGGGUGCAGGAAAACUCUCCAGGAUAUCGGGCAGGAUUGGAGCCUUUCUUCGACUUCAUCGUGUCCAUCAAUAAUACCAGACUGAACAAGGAUAACGACACUCUGAAGGACCUGCUGAAGGCCAACGUGGAGAAACCGGUGAAGAUGCUGGUGUAUAGCAGCAAGACCCUGGAGCUGCGUGAGGCAACAGUUACCCCUAGCAACAUGUGGGGUGGCCAGGGCCUUCUGGGGGUCAGCAUUCGUUUCUGUAGCUUCGAGGGGGCCAAUGAGAACGUCUGGCAUGUGCUGGAGGUAGAGCCCAAUUCCCCAGCCGCCCUUGCAGGUUUGAGGCCACACACAGACUACAUUAUUGGAGCAGACACUGUGAUGAAUGAGUCAGAGGACUUAUUCUCAUUGAUAGAAACCCAUGAGGGUAAAGGAUUGAAACUCUACGUUUACAACACAGACACUGACAGCUGCAGAGAAGUCGUCAUAACCCCCAACAGUGCCUGGGGCGGAGAGGGAAGUCUGGGUUGUGGUAUUGGCUAUGGUUACCUGCAUCGCAUCCCCACGCGACCCUUUGAGGAGGGAAAGAAGAUCAGCUUCCCUGUACAUCCUCCCUCAGAGCCGGUCAGCCCCCUGAAGGACGGCUUCACUGAGGUUCAGUUGUCUGCAGUAACCCCGCCUCCUGGCACACCACCUGCCCCCACUGGACUUGAGGAUGGUCUGUCUGGCCUUUCUGUCAGCUCGGCCCCGCCCUCCAUACUCUCUGUCAGCUCGGCCCCACCCUCCGUACCUCCUGAGCUUCACACAGGUGUGCCCACAGUCCCUCUGCUGCCCUCUCAGGUUACCCAGGCCCUGGGCAGCCUGUCCUCAGUCAGCACUGCGACUACACUGCCAGGGUUGAUGCCGUUACCCGCUGGCUUGGCCCCCCUACCCAACCUGAAUAUUUCGCUUCCAGGCCUCAGCACUGUCUCCUUAGCUGGAAUCCCUGGACUUGCUCCUUCCACUACAGGUUUGCCACCUUUGCCCCCUCUGCACCUUCCUGGCAUCACUCCCCUGCCCACCGCGAUGCCCACCAGCCUGGCCUGUGGGCCUCGGGUCUCCCUGCCCAUCACGGCACCGACCGUCUCUGUAAAGGCCAGCCAGACGCCAGCGCUGAUCCUGGAUGCUACACCCCCCCCUGCACUCACCAACACGUCCACAGAGACGCCUGUUACCACAGAUACGUUCGCUGCCACAGAAUCCACCUUCCAUGAGACAACAGAGACCAGUACACCAGCUACCCCACAGUCGUCAUAACCAGAAACGUCAGUGACGUUCUGGAAAGGUCUCUCCCUCUCUCUCUCUCACUCUCUCACACACACACACACACACACACACUGUCUUUCUGUUCCUGUAUAUCAAAUGUAUUUAUUCAGUCUAAAAAUAUCCACAGGGUAGAAACAUACACAGCUAAAUCCCAGAACCCACUAGAGUGGUCAGGUCUCCUGGAAAACGCUGUAACACACACACACACUCGCGUGCAGCAGGACUAGUGGAGCCUUUCCUUUCUCUCUGGAUUUUUUUUUCUUCUCCUCGGCACUUUUGGAAUGUUGGUCUAGUUUAAUUAAAUUCUGUUCUGUUACCUGUAUUGAUUGUAUCUUCUGUUAGCUGUUAGAUGUAUUGAUCUUCUGCUCCCUUGCUGUAGUCUGAUUCCACACUUCUGCUUUGAACUUCUGCACACACUUUCUGAAGUUGAGUGGUCUGUGUGUGUGUGUGUGUGUGUGUCCCCUCUCAGUGAGAUGUCUUUUGGUUUAGGUUUACACAAACCUAAAGGUAGGACCGUGGGGGGUAGUGACUGGUGAGCUUGUGCAGGUUGAAGCUGUAAUGAACACACACAGGCAAUAAAGUCCAUGAGGUUUUACAGAA